Molecule: messenger RNA, 9626 nt
Organism: Porites lobata
Lineage: Eukaryota; Metazoa; Cnidaria; Anthozoa; Scleractinia; Poritidae
Source: the annotation of a GenBank genome assembly
AUGACUUGUGCAUCAGAAAGCAUUUCGUCCAUGGCUGAAAAGGAAUUAUUGAGUGACGAAGUUAAAGCUGACAUAUUCUUCGUUAUUGUUCCUGCCAUUGCUUUAAUUUCUAGAAAUGUUACUUUGAAGGUGUACGGGAAACAGCGGAAACGUUUAUUUACAACUGCUGGGACACAAACCCAAGCGUUGUUAUAAGUCUUAUAAAUGCAAUUGCGUUUGUUUUUCAGUCGAAACUAAAAUUCUCUAUUGUUGACUGAGAUUACACCAUAUUGAUACUUUUAACCAUCUGUUUGCAAAGUAAUGUCACCACCUGGGGGGAUUCUUCCAAAUUGGGGCUAGAUAGGUAUGUGCCGCCUGAUAGGGAAUUGUUUUUAGGGUCUCCAUCUUUAAAUAGGGUAUCUUUUUUGCCCUUGUUGGCGUUGUGUUCCCGGUGUGAUCUUUACUAGAAAGGCUAAUGUUAUUGUAUCAGCUAAAAUUUACGUGCGUAAAUUAUACGAGAAACAAAUCAUAUGUUAAAACAGAACUUUACUUCUGAGUGUUAGGAAAACGAUUUAAGGAAGAUUUGUGCUUUUCUAUUAAAUUAUUAGUUUGUAUUUCCCCUUGAAUUGGGUCUCAUUUUUCAAGCUUUGCCCUUUAAUUAAAAGGGGAACAGUUUCCUUUGUCUCAUUCCUAAAUAGGGUCAGUGUUUAAGACCCUGGAGGGUACACUGUCUACAAGAAGCGGCCUGGAAAGAAAAGCUUUGGUUCGUGUUCUGUAAGAAGGGUUUUGCUUGAAAAAUGGGAUACACGCGGAAAACCAGCUGUGAAAUGAAGAGCUGGAAACCUGUAGGAAGGAAGUUGUUGCUCGGUUGGGUCUUUUUGCUUGAACUUUUCUUGCUUUUUCGUGCUUUUUAUUACCGUAGAUUACUCUUUAUUGCCUAGCUGUUCACUUUGUAAAAGCGUGCAUUAAACUUUCAAGUGUAGGUAGGAGGAGAAAGGGAGGAAGUAGAGGAGAGAUGAUGAUUAGGAUAAUGAAAGAGAGCUGAUCGUUUUUACCUUCUGUAGACAUGAAAAAAAUUUUCGAAGGGCCAGUACAACCAUUAAAAGUCUUGGAAAAAAACUGGGGUAUUAAUCUUUUUUACCGGAUCCGCUUCAAACGAACUCCCCUUAAGGGUAAAUCUCGAGGGGGAGGGGGGAGGGGCGUGAAGACAAGUCUGGGUAGGGUUGUGCCGCCGAGGCCUUCAAUUUAAACUAACAUCAUGGAAUUUAAUUGUUGGGACCGCACAUGUAGACCGCUCAUCGCCAACCUUCACACUCUUUCCAAGCGACACCAUGUUAAAGGCGCUAAACAGUAAAAUUGUCUGGAGCCGGUUAGAGCUGGUUAGCCAGAUAUCCACAACCUGAUCAGUGGGACAUACCCGUCUAGGCCAAAAUAAGCCCUGUAAAUGAGGCUAGCAUGGACAAGUAAAAGGGCCCUUUCUCCUUUAUUCCCACUCAAGUCCCUACGCCCUUCCCCUUCCCCUCCUGGGCACUUCAACACUUGGGUCCUCCCCUCUUGGUACUUUUGUCAGUUGCAAUGCGAUCACGUCAUUGUAAUUGACAGAUGACCGCAGAAACGGUUUUCCCGCGAAUAGCUAAAACAUCCAUGGUUCGAUAAUCUUUUUAAUAUUGACUGUAGAAAAUAAGAGUUGUGUGUUUAUUUUCUCAUAUUUUUUUACGGGGGAAAACGGUAAAAAAAGUUAUGAAAUAUGUUUACCCAUUAUACAGGAAGAAAAAAAAAUGGAAAAAAAAAAAAUGACAUCGGGGUUUCCAAUUUUUGUAUUUAAAUUGAAAUAGACGAAUGACCCACGGACCAAGUUUGCCGCCAUAAUAACUACUGCUUCCGACGCAAGACCACAACUCAAACGAUGACCUGUGCUUUAGAAAGGAUUUCGGUCAUAGUUGAUAGAGAAUCAUGGAGUGAGGCAGCUGAAGGUGACAUAUUGGUCGACGUUGCUUGAAAGGCGAGCGAGAAACAAAAACGUUUAACAACCGGGCCCCCUGAUGUCAAAUGCUAUAGUAAAGGCAAUUGAGUUGGUUUUUCACUCAAAGUUAAAGCUGGAGCUGAUUAUGUAUGUGACCUGCGCCUUAGAAAAGAUUUUGGUUAUGAGGAAUUAUUGGGCGAGGAACUGAGGUGUAGCUAAGAUAUUUGCCAUUGCUUGUUAUUUCUACAAAUGUUACAUCAAAGAGGAGCAGGAAACAAGGACGGUAGAUAACCUGGACCUAAUGCCAAAUGUUGGGGUAAAGACAAUCGCGCUGGUUUUCUACUUGAAGCUAAAAUCCUUUUUCCUUAACUGUCAGCUGUCUAAAAUGAUAUCUCUUUGCCACACAAUAAAAAUGGCCUCGUUUGUGUACACAGUCUCUCUGUUUGCGUAGUAAUGUCAGGUACAAAGCAGAACUUUUAGCAACUGAUUAUAUGAAUUGACCACCUGUUCUCCACAAAAUAUCAUGCUAACGAGCACCACAUUUUUUUUAUUAUCACAAGAAAUGUCUUUUUCUACAACCAUAAAAUAAAAGUGUAAAAUAUUUUAGUUAUGAUUGAAGGAAACGGUAGGUCGAUAGAACUUAGUCAAGAGCACCAGGAGUGGCCGUGGUCGCGACAAAAUUUCGGUUUUGAAAGAAAUUGUCGUCUAAAACUGGGAUUAAUUUAAUUGCAGCUAAGCUUCAAAUCAACCGAAGUGGCAUGAAAUGAAAGGGAGAAUACUGGUUCCUUCCCACAAGAGGUAAGGAAAAAUUAGAACCAUGAGGAAAUCAGUAACUAUUCUUUGAAAGCACUGGGAAAAGCAGCAAUGAUCUGGAACAAAAAUUUAUUUAGUAUACUUUAUUAGGAUCUGUAAGAAAUUUAUUAGCCAAAAGUACCAGUCUUUUUUUUUUUGCUUGUCAUCGUUUAUACUUUUAAGUUUAUCUUGAGUGCUUAUACGUGACUGAUUAUAUUUGACGGACACUGCACGAGCUUUCAAAUAAGUUUUACUUAAACUUAGUUGCUCAAAUUUGUUUUGUUUCCUUUCUCCAGACAGGCUUUCAAUGCCAGUAGGUCUUCUGGCAGGAUAUUGCAUGCCAGUAAAUAACGGCUUAGAAUUAAAAGUGCCAGGGAUGUAGCUAAAAACUUUCCAGGGGUACGUUUAGUUUUUUUCAAAUCAAACCUACGGUGACCUCAUUUUCACGCGAGUGACUUGAUUGAAUUUCAGUUUUUUAUUUUUAUUUUUCGGGCAGCAGUUAGGGCCUUAAUUCGCGGGUUGCCAAAUUGGGGAGAAACACUUCAUUUUGUCUUGAAAAUUAUCUAAAAGAAGUUAAGAUGAGUGAAGGUGCGAGUGCCCCGCUUUUCCUUAUUGAUAAUUUGUGCGUAUCAUUCCAUUAUCUGAGUCUUGAAUCUGUUCUCGGGAUUUCCACACAAAACCCGUAACAUUUGCAGCCGUGUUGAUACUACUUUAUACAAUACAACACGUAAGUGACUCUUGCACAGAGCCUUUAGUGCCUGUGCUUCGACCAAAAUUGCAAGUGGUGUUUGAAAUGAUCACUUAGCUCAUAAAGUGAAACGGCUUUUUUAUGUAAAAAGACUAGUAAGCAGUUUCUCAGGGUAAAACUUACACUGUUGGUCACAAUUUUGUGUCCUUGCCUCCAUGUACAAUUUUCUGUUCGAAAGUGAGUUGGGCAUGAUUCUGGUCGGCUGCGGCCAUAUUAAGUCUUUCUAUAUUUCCUUUGCUGUCCAUCAAUGCCCUUCUUCUAAAACAGCAUACAUUAGGCAAAGCUUGUUUAAUCUCAGGAAUUCUUAUUGCGUACACCACUGGAUUGAUAAACGAGCUGGAAAGAUAAAUAAAGUAAGCUAACAGCAAAAUGUGGUCAUGUAUGUUGUAUCCGAAGGAGCCUAUUAAAUUGCAAAGAGAUAUAGGGAUCCACGAAAUCAAAGUAAAAGCAGAUACAUAUAAUAAGGCUUUUGUUAAGCGCUGCUUUUGAAAGGCUCUAUUUUGUUGAUGACAAGGAGUUUUCUGCUUAAACUUUCUCCAAAUACCGAUGUUGAGGCCGCAGAUAGUCAAUACGAGAAGCAAGAUGUAUAAACACAGGAAACUGUAUAACGUCAUUGGGCUGCAGAAAAGUAGGACAUAAACCGUGGAAAACAGGAUAGCCAACGUCCACACCAUCAAAACAACAAGCCUGUAUGCUCGCGUAGAAAGUGUUCGGUGCUUUAAUGGCCAAUAAAUGGCGUAAAAUCUCUCAGCAGAUAUCAAAGCAGCGGUAAUAGACGAGGCCAGUGAGAAAAAGGCGCAGAUGAUAUUGCGGAAAAAAGAUAUUUCAUAUGAUGCCUGGUUUUCAGGAGUCACCAGGAAAAAAAUAAAAGAAGGGAGAAAGAUACCUCCCAACAUAAGAUCAGCAAACGCCAUAUUCAUAACAAGAUAUAAACUUUUCUUUUUUCGAAGCUUCUUGUUAAAUGCAAAGAGUGCAAUUGCGAGCAUAUUCCCCAAGACGACAGCAACAGCUUGCGCCGAAAACGCGAAACUCUAAGCGAUGGUUUGUGCAUUCGAAAAGAUUUUCGCCCUUGAUGAAAAUGAAGAAGAAGAGGUGUUAGCUGAUACAUUAGUCAUUGUAAGUUUACUGCAAACAGUCACCUAUCUUCAAUAAUAUGUCAGUGAAGAAACAGGGCUCUGUAACGAACUUAAUCCAGUCAGCACCAAGUGUUUCUGUCAAGGCAGUUGCUAGUUUUUUUUUUUUAUUUGAAGCUAAAAUCUAUUAUUGUUGACUGAAUAGGUUUUAAAUGAUGUCCCGUUUUCUACAUAAUGAAAGAUUUAACCUCUCUGGUGCACAAACCAUUUGCUUAGUGAUAUCACCCGCUAAGCAGUUUUCGAAAACCGAACUGUAUAAGUCGCCACCUGCUCCAUUUGGAGAACAUUUACAUAAGUUAAUUCACCAACUCAGGGAAUGCUACGAGUAUUUUUUUAAAUUUGAUAUGUAUAGCUUGAACACAAAAGCCUGAAUUCGGCUAAUAUAUUGCUGUGAGCUCAAUAAAAGGUCAAACUAGUUUUUUGACUCUGAGAUUUAAACGAAAUGCAACUCCCUCCAUGACUGAAAAUUAUCAUCGAAGAAGGGACUAUAAUUCAUGGCUAACCUUAAGGAAACUCAUGCAGUUUAAACCUAAAGGAAGCAGCGGGACACUUGUACAUGUUAAGUGCUCCCUUAGUUGUGAAGAAUAGAAGAAAAAAAUGUUCAUUUCCAGAACGAAAUAUAAAGUUAAAAGUGAAUGAUACAAAUACGCUGAAGUAACAAUGAAAUCUCGGCAGAGUUCUGUCCCUAAAAUGUCAUUUCAUUUGUCAGUACACUUAGACUAUUAGGGAUCAGUAAUCAGCCAGAAUAUCUAAAAUGAAUAUGAAGCGUCUUUACUUGAUAUUUUUUACAUACUGCGGAAUACAUAUUUUUUUAGGUAAGAUCGUGAAGAUUAGUUGUGCAACACCUCAAGCUAUCAUGUUUUACUGAUGCGAAUAAAACAGAACAAAACAGCUGUCUACAGCUGCCACUCCCCGCUCUUCAGAAAAGUGCCACUGGAACAAGGGUUUCAACUGCCUUUUGAGGGAUGAACAACCGCUCAUUUCUUGAAUCUUCAAAUAAGGGCGUAAUGAGCGUUGGAAACAUUUUGAAUUUUACUUUUAAAUUUCUGUUGUUAUCCAACGGUUAAUUACGGUUAAUUAUUUCUGAAGAUGUACAUGUUGGAACAAACGAAACGUCAAGUUAAAGUUUUAUUUCUUUCCAGAGAUGCCUUAUUAUAUUGUUACAUUGUUUAUGAAAGACAACAUAACAAGCGUUCUCGCAUUGCUCCCUAAGUACGCAUGCUCAACACUUCUUCAACAUGGACCACGCCAAUAGCCCUUUGUCACGUGGCGACCAUUUUGUCUCAAAAGAUUUAAAAAGCUUUAUUUAUGCCCGGCUAGCCUCGUAGAGAGAACGAGGCUAGCCGGGCAUAAACAAAGCUUUUUAAAUCUCUUGAGACAAAAUGGCCGCCACGUGACAAAGGUCUAUAUCCAGCAAUCUCAAGACCGAACAAGUUAAGUGAAUAAAGGAUUACCGUUUAGCCAUAAAGAGAACUUUUUCUUGCGGCAUUAAGUGGGAAAACUUACUAACUAAAGGUAGCCAAUCAGAACAAAGGAUUCUCUUUAUCUUGCCCGCUUGCGGAUUCAGCCAUGUGCUGGUGUUAAUAAUGUUAUCCGCUGGUGGAUAGCUCAGAUAGCGCUAUCCACCUUAUUUGAAAAGCUGGGGCUAGAUCAAAUUUUAUUAAAUUUCACGUCAUCCUCCAAAGAAAGUUAGCUAAAUAUCCAGAUGCUAUAUGUAAGUCAGUUCAAAUCGAAGAAAAGAAAAAUUGGCGUGGCUGAACACAGUUUGAUGACCGGGUCGUGGGUGGUAAUCACUCAUUCGGCUGUUUGUUCAGUCGCACUUUGUAAUAACCGCUUGUCGCACUUUGUAAUAAACUUGAAAUGGAUGUUCGGAGGACAAGGAACAACAACAACAACAAUAAUAAUAAUAAUAAUAAUAACAGAAAUAAUAAUAACAAUAAUAACAAUUUAUUCAUUCCAAUUUCUUGGAAUAAUUAUCUGCAGACACAUUUUAUAGGUGGCCUAUCUUACAUAAUGUGGUUUUCAAUAGGGCACAGCGUAAAAACUAAAAACUACAGUAGUAAAAAUGACAAAAUAUUAAAAUAGAUGAACUAAAAAAUGUCACACUAAGCGAACUUAUUGAGAUUUAAAAUGCUUAAGUCAUGAAAUUUUAAAAGCAUUAUGAGGUAGACAUCUCAUGGUCUUCUGAAGGGAAUUCCAGUAUGUCAAUGCACUAUGUAAGGAUCUGAGUAGACCCCAGUUUGUGUUUGAUCUAAAAGACCUAAUAGUUUCGUUGGAGCGGGUGUUAUGGCUAUGAUAGUCUGAGCCUCAAGUAAUCAUACUGUUUCUUCACUGUCAUAUAUAAAAACACCGUUGCAUUAAUCUUCUGGUUUAUAGAUUCAUCCAGUUAAGAUCUAGAAGUGCUUGAGUUGACGAAGAAUGCGUCGCUCGAUCCAGAACUAGCUUGGCUGCUUUAUUCUGAAGAACUUGAAUAGAAUCCAUUAAAACUUUGUUAUUUUUGUCACCCUAUACGAUACUUGCAUAUUCAAGAAUAGGAAUGGCCAUUACCAGGAGCCCAUCAAAUUGAUGGGCAAAAUCAACCAUCAGUUCCUAGCCUCAACUUCUUCUAAGACAGAUCGACAAAGAACCUCCAAUUAUAUCGCCCAAACGAGGAAAGUCUCUAAAAGAUAUACCAGUUCUGUAAAAGCUUAACUCUGAGAAUUAAAAGCCAUAAACACGUUGGUGGAAGUCGUGAUGUCAGGCUUGUCAACCCUUUGUAAUAUUCCUCUUUCUCUGUGCUGCUGGUAAAACUUUCAAAAUGUCCAACUUGCUUCUACAAUCAUCUUUCGCCUUAAGAACACCUUACUUUUGCAGACAAGCCGAUAAUACGGAUAGCAGCUAAAUUCCAAUACAAAGUCCUAUUAUUACGAACUCUCACUCUUAGAAACACUAUCUCAUUGCGACAUGGUCUCGAGGUCGUCCUCAUAGGAAGAGCACGUUGUACUUCUCCACAAAGAGUUUGAAGCCAGAAGGCCACAGUUGAUGUGAGCAUGCUACUUUUAAAAGCACAAUCGAUAAGGGCCUGCUCAAAACCGUUCAGUGAAUUAUUAUUAUUAUUAUUAUCAUUAUCAUCAUCAUCAUUAUUAUUGUUGUUGUUGUUGUUGUUCUUGAUGAUGAUACUUAUUAUUGGGCUCACUUGUCCUCCGACCAUCCAUUUUAAGUUUAUUACAAAGUGCGACAGUUUAUUUUUAUUACAUUUGCGAUGGUCUGUUGUUACAAAGUGCGACAACUCUUUUAUUACAAAGUGCGACAAGUGUUGUUACAAAGUGCGAUAGGUGUUACAAAGUGCGAACAUUUUAUUACAAAGUGCUACGAUUAUUACUAAGUGCGACAGAACACCUUUUUCAUAGGCUCGUUGCAGUUAUGAAGUUCAAAUUUAGCACGCACAAAAUAUAUUUAUGAGACUUAUGAAUUUACACCCAGCUUGCAAUCAGUGACUUAACCAAAUGUAACAAUCAGUUUUUAACUUUUUUAAGUGAAUCAGUAGCUUUCAUGUACUUGAUUGUCUCUCAGAUUCAGCAUAGGCGUUCUCUCUUACCCUGUUGUCCGCGCGAAGUCUGGGAAUUCGGUGACGUCACAGCUUAUAGUAGAGUCCAGCUUUCACCGAGUCGAGAACACAGGGAGACCAGGCUGUCUCUGAUUUCUUUUUCCAACUUUUAAUUUGAUGCUUUCUUUGACUAAAUGAUAUUUGAACAAGAUUUCUACCAUUUCGUCAAAUUUGAAUGACUAUUUUAAGAUAUUGUCGUUUUUUUACAUUGCCUAUAGAAAUCAACAAAGCUAUCCCCAAAGAACGGAUACUCAACACUCGCACAAAAAGCGGAGGGAGGGGAGGGCAAGGCUCACCUGGCCCCGCCCCGUGCAGUUUUAAGUCUCAGUUUCUCGAACUUCCACCGCUAGUCACAAUUUUGUAUCCUCCAUAACUUCCUGAUUGAAAGUGAGCUUUAAAUUAUUGUGAUCGGCUACCAUAUUAUUUCUUCCUGCAUUAAUAUUUUCCUGACUUCUAAAACAGAACAAAUUCAAGCCUUGCCUAAACUCAGGAAUUCUUAAUGCGUACACCAUUGGAUUGAUAAAAGAACUAGAAAAAUGUACAAAAUAAAUGGAAAGGAGAAUGUUUAAAGAUGUGUUUUGACCGAAAAAUCUUAACAAAUAAAAAAUAAUUGCGGGGAUCCAAGAACUCAAAGUACCAACAGAUACUAAUGACAGGGCUUUCGUUAAACGCUGGAUUUGCAUGUCUCUGUUUUGGUGACAAGGAACGGAUUUUUGCUGAAUCUUUCUCCAAAUAACGAUGUUGAGGCCGCAGAUAGUCACAAUUAGUAACAAGCCGUAUAAAGUAGCGAAAGCGAAAAAAGCUCGCCGACUCAAGCGGAAAAGCAAUAUAUAAACCGUAGAAAAUAAGAUAGCCAGUGUCCAAGCCAUCAAAAUAACAAGCUUGUAUUCUCGCGUGGAAAGUGUUCGGUGCUUCAGCGGCCAGAAAACGGCGUAAAAUCUUUCAGCAGAUAUCAAAGCAGCGGUAUUAAACGAGGCCAUAGAGGAAACCGUAAAAAUGAUUUGAAGAAAAGUUGGAAAUUCUGAAAAAUAUAACCUACUGCGAGUCGCCGUUACUAACUAAACAAAUAAAGGGAGACUUGCACCUCCCAACACCAGAUCAGCAAACGCCAUAUUCAUAACAAGAUAUAAGCUUUUCUUAUUUCGCAGCUUCUUGUUAAAUAUGAAGAGAACAAUUGUGAGCAAGUUUCCCAGGAAAAUAACGACAGUUUCUGACGCAAGAGCACAGCUCCAAGCGAUGACUUGUGCCUCAGAAAGCAUUUCGUCCAUGGCUGAAAAGGAAUUAUUGAGUGACGAAGUUGAAGCUGACAUAUUCUUCGUUAUUGUUCCUGCCGUUACUUUAAUUUCUAGAAAUGUUACCGUUGAAGGUGUACGGGAAACAGCGGAGACGUUUAUUUACAACUGCUGGGACACAAAACCAGGCGUU